CUCUGUACUAUAAGUACUGUAGGUGACAAAAAAAAAAAACAAAAAAAAAACAUUGUUUUUACUUUGAAUGAAGUCCAUAAGCCUGAAAUAAUUUUAGACACAAAAUAAAUUACAAUGUGCCAAGCCCUGUCUGGUCCUACUCUGAUCAAUGUUUAAUUAAACAAAUGCAGAUGAUCUGGGAAGAUAAUUUAGAGAAUGAUAUUAUAUCUACACAUGUAAGUGUAUAAUUAUUGCCUCAAGAAACAGUUUUUCUGGUUCUUGAGGCAGUGCAUUUGAACUUUAAUUUGCCUCUUGGCUAUUAAACUGAGUGUUGUUCCUUAAACAAAGUUUUGAGUUAUUCCUAAAUAACUUCACUAUGUAAACUUGUUUUGGAGUCUUUUCCCCUUUACCUCACUUCUAUAGAACAAGCAUUUGAUAUUCUAUUUGGAUUGGAUUUGCAAUAGAAUGGAGGUAAUUAGCCCCCAGCAGAAAGUGGUGUCUUUGACAGACAGGUGAAAGACAGAGAAACACGUUCUUACCACCGUGGGAGGACUGGUUCAGCAGAUAUUGUAAAGAUGUUGAGGUUACUGCGGACGUCGGAGAGUCGACAGGUGCUUCACCUCAGCUCGUUGAACUUGUGCUGCAGCUCGCGCCGGAGGCGGGCGCGUGCCGGGCGUUGUAAAGCAGCGCAUUUCAGGUCUGUACGCAUAGCAAGCUGACAGGUUCUCAACACAAUGGCACAAUGAGGGAUGCGACUGUUCGUCGGUUUCACCUGAAGCCUUCAGGUGAUGUCACAGAGCGAGACCCGAGUAACAGGAUCGGGGACAUUUCUCCCCUACUUAAACCUACCUGACACAUGGAGCGCGCGGCUGCAGUGGACGCAUUUUUGAGAGGGAUACCCUCAUUCCCGUCAUUUGAUAAAAUGGCAGGCGUGUUUUCGUACGAGAGCUCUGAUGUGGACUGGUGCGAAGACAACUAUAAACACUCAGAGAAUGUUGUGGAAUAUUUCAACACGAUGAGCAGUUUCAUCUUUUUUGUCAUUUCCCCUAUAAUGCUGUACCUGCUGCACCCAUAUGCCAAGGAGAGGAACCUGGCCAUACAUCUAGUUUGGCUCAUGAUGAUCUUUGUUGGUAUCUUCUCCAUGUAUUUUCACAUGACGCUGAGUUUCAUGGGCCAGAUGCUAGAUGAGUUGUCAAUCCUAUGGGUUUUGGCUAUUGGUUACUCCCUGUGGUUUCCACGCAAACACUUCCCCUCCUUUAUUAAAGACAGGAGAUCCUUCUCUCGUAUGGUCCUGGUCAUCACCGUCGUAACCACUCUGUCCUCUUUUGUCAAACCAACAGCCAACGCCUACGCUCUCAACUGCUUUGCUAUCCAUAUCUUCUAUUCUCUGUUUGUGGAGCUGAGGAGUUGCGCAGAUCAGAGAGUGUUGCAAGUGGCCCGGGUGUGUAUUGGCCUGUGGGUGCUGGCUAUCUCUUGCUGGAUCAGUGAUCGCUUUGGCUGCAGCUUCUGGCAGAAACUGGAUUUCUGUUAUCUGCAUGGUAUCUGGCACAUUCUGAUUGUGUUGGCCACUGCUUAUGGCAGCACUUUGACCGCUUACCUGGAUGCCAGUCUGGAGAUCCCUUACUCUCUCCCCAACCUACAGUAUUGGCCACGGGACAACUGGACCAUCGGGCUACCUUACAUCGUCCUCAAAGGCACCACAAAGACCCGGAAAAGAUGUUAACAGGCGAGACAAAAUGGAGUAAAGCACUGUCAUAUUUAUAAAGCUGCUUGGUGAACAAUACGAUACAUUUAAAUGGACAGAAAGGAGAAGAUCUUAGAUCAGUAUCCUGAGACACUUUAUCCUAUGUGAACUUUGAAGAGAAACUGGAAGUACUUGUUGUAGGGCUGAAUGAUUUGGACCAAAAAUCUGAUUGUGAUUAUUUUGGAAAAUAUUGCUAUUGCGAGUUAAACUGCGCAAUGAUUAUUAACAUAAAAAAAUAAAUAAAUAGAUAAAUAAAUAAAUAAAAAAAAAACAUAGUAAGUGUGUCCUUUUGACAAAAAUUAAGUCAUGGGCAAACUACUGCCAAAAGAAAUACUAUUCAAGAAAGAGUGUUGUUCACAAUUGAGUCCUCUUAAAAAGAAAAACACUACAUAAAUAAAAAAAAUAGUGAAACAUAGAGGUGGGAAAAACAGAUUCACAUCAUCUUCACAUUGAAUCUGUUCACUGUGUUCCUGUUUUUGUCGACUUUGUGAUAGGAUCUCAGCCCACUUUUCAUCAUUAUUUUUUGGAACCCAAUAAUUUAAGAAAUUAUAAUGGAAAUAUAUUUUUGUAUACUGUUAACAACAACAACUCUUAUUAUUAUUAUAAAACAGUACCAUAUUUAUGUAAUAUUUUCUGAACCUGCGUGUGGCAUAGCUAUGCAGGCCUUUCUUUUGGCAGAUGCUUUUAUUUUGCCGGAAGACAUGAAGGAAGAGAAAGGUCUCAUCCGCUCUUCUGUCCACAAAAACCCGGUGUUAUGAUUUUACUUUAGAUUUGUAUAGUAACAUUUAGCGGACAAGUAUAUUUGGAAUUACACAAAUGUGCUAUUAGUGAAUCUAGAGCACUGUAAAUUUAACGCACUCAGCUCAUUAACCUCACGCAUGCAGCACGUGCCGACUAUUUAUUUAUUAAUUAAAUUGCAGCCUUUGCCGUUUGAUAUUCACACUACGACUUUGAUUUUAUUUCGAUAAGUCAUUCAGCCCUAACUUGUUGAAUGAGAGAAAUGUUGCUUCUGAUGGUGAUACUGUUGCCAUUGCUGGCACUGUGUCCACAUUCCUCAUAGAACCUGAAACUGGUGUGUGUGUGCGUGCGUGCGUGCGUGCGUUUGUGCAUGUGUGUGUGUGUGUGUGUGUGUGUGUGUGUGUGUAAGAGUUGCAAGUGACUGUAUACUGUUUGUAUCCUCAUCUUUAAAAACAUGUAGUUGUUAUGUGAAAAUUAAUAUUUGCACUGUUGUGACAGGAUAGAAUGAAUGUAUAAAAUUAUGUAUUUUACAUUAUUUCUUCUAUAUGAAUCAGGGGCUUCAACUUUUAAGACAAAGUGUGAUAAGCAACUACUUGAUUAUGGGUGAAACUUGAAAUAACUUUAAUGUUAAUUGUAAUGAGAAACCUCGGUGUAGAGGUUCUAAUGUAAAGUCUGAUAGAGAGAGAAAAGUCAUGGUGUCUGUUAAACAUGAGAUGUCACUUCACAACAUGAAAUUAUUUUCUCAGAAAAUGGUGCAAAAUUUUCUUUACAAAUGAAAUAACUGGGAUUAUUAAAAAUGUUGGUGUGGGGGUUUAAAAUCUAAUGCUUUAAAAAAAAUAUAUAUGUAUAUGUUGUUCUAACCUCCACCUUAGUGUAUGACAUUGUGUAUUUUGAUUGUGUACCAUUACAUGGCACCACUGGAGAACAAGACUGAUGUGUUAUGAAAUUAAUUGUGAAAUAAGGUUAUUUAUAUAUACAUUAUGAUUGUUGGGAUCCAUUUUUUAUUCAGAUCGUUUAUUUAAAGGUUUGAAAUGUUGCAAUCUUAAAAAUCACCGUUAAUUUACUUUUGACACCACCUUAUAUAGUACAUACAAUGCAAAACUACCAACUGACAAAACUUGUGCUGCUGGUUGCAUACUUUAUGAAACUAGGGGUCAAAUUGAGGUUUAUGCAAUUAAAAAGGAUAAUUCAUUUACUUACCCUCAUGCCAUCCCAGAUGUGUAUGAUUUUCUUUCUUCUGCUGAACACAAAUGAAGAUUUUUAGAAGAAUAUCUCAGCUCUGUAGCUUCACACAAUGCAAGUGAAUGGUGGCCAAAAUUAGAAGAUCCAAAAAGCAUAUAAAGGCAGCAUAAAAGUAAUCCAUACGACUUCAAUAUGACAUUAUUGGUGUGGGGGAGAAACAGAUCAAUAUUUAAGUCCAUUUUUCCUAAAAAUUCUUCUCCCUGUCCAGUAGGUGGUGAUAUACACAAAGAAUGCAAAUUGCCAAAAACAAAAGAAGAAAGUGAAAGUGCAGAUUUAAUAUUAUAAUAUUUCUCACCCACACCUAUCAUAUCACUUCUGAACACAUGAAUGAAAUCACUGGAUGGAUUACUUUUAUGCUGCCUUUAUAUACUUUUUGGACCUUCAAAGUUCUGGCCACCAUUUGCUUGCAUUGUAUGGACAUAAAGAGCUAAGAAAAUCAUACACAUCUGGGAUGGCAUGAGGGUGAGUAAAUGAUGAGAGAAUUUUCAUUUUUGGGUGAACUAUCCCUUUAAAGAAUUCAUCCCUGUACUUUCUGAUAUAGAGCCACCUAAUGCGCACAUGGCACAGUUUUUGGGUGCUGCAGUAUAGAUGGUUGAUGGUACAUAAUCUCCAUCCUGAUUCCUGCCCUAUCUUCAGAAAUCUGGACAGUUAUGAUUUGAAGGAAGAAAUAAAAAAAUUACACCUUUUACAAGUGAGUUGGCUGGCAUCAAAUGUCUGCAUUUCUGUUCAGUUUAAUACCAUAGUUACUGCAGGUAUUGUUACUACAAUACAACGUUGCCAAACUGUUAUAAAGAUUUCAAGAUUUUAUUGGAAUAAUAUUGUAGUCUUUAUGCUGUUUUGGCGGAAAAUACGGUUACAAUGG
Messenger RNA from Myxocyprinus asiaticus (Chinese sucker), 4565 nucleotides. RefSeq names its product alkaline ceramidase 1. Bases 836 to 1702 code for a protein of 288 amino acids. Lineage: Eukaryota; Metazoa; Chordata; Actinopteri; Cypriniformes; Catostomidae. The transcript has 8 exons. Gene Ontology annotation, biological process: ceramide metabolic process. Gene Ontology annotation, molecular function: hydrolase activity, acting on carbon-nitrogen (but not peptide) bonds, in linear amides. The record is from RefSeq and is a predicted model, not a curated record. Gene Ontology annotation, cellular component: membrane.